GAUUACCAGCAUAGAAGAAGAAUAAAGCCUGUGUUCCUGCUGUGAAGGACUGAGCUGAACACUGAGACAAUCGUUAAUGUGAUACGAACAUGGAUUAAAGAGAGAAGGUAACUUUGUCUGGGACCAAUGUUCACCAUCAGGUGCAUUCUGGGAUCAGCUGCAAGAAAUCUGGCUCCUCUCCCAGCUUUCAGAGAAAAGAUCAAGCUGCAAAACAGGAUGUCCAGCUCUUCUCACCCGCUGGCUGCAGUCUGUCAGAUGACUGCUACUCCAGACAAAGAGGCCAACUUCUCUGUCUGUAAGCAGCUGGUGGAGGAAGCCAAGGAGCAAGGGGCUGCCAUGAUCUUCCUGCCUGAGGCUUUUGACUACAUUGGAUCCAGCAGAGAGGAGACGCUGUCACUGUCAGAGAGUCUGACAGGAGACACCAUCUCAAGAUACGCUCAGCUGGCCAGGAAGUUGGAUGUGUGGUUGUCUCUUGGAGGAUUUCAUGAACGAGGACAUGACUGGGAGACUGACCGACGAAUCUUCAACAGUCACAUCAUAAUUAAUGAUAAAGGUGACAUCAUUUCAGUCUACAGGAAAUCCCAUUUGUUUGAUGUGGAACUGCCUGAAAAAGGGGUGUCACUCAAAGAAAGUGCCUUCACCAUCCCUGGACCUUCGCUCAUGCCUCCAGUCCAAACUCCAAUCGGCAAGGUCGGCUUGGGCAUCUGCUACGAUCUAAGAUUCCCUGAGUUAUCACUAGCUCUGCAAAGGCACGGAGCCGAGAUCUUGACAUACCCGUCAGCUUUCACUGUAGCAACAGGAGCUGCUCACUGGGAGGUGUUACUCCGUGCACGGGCAAUCGAGACCCAGUGCUUCAUCCUGGCAGCGGCGCAGGUCGGCCAGCACCAUGAGAAGCGCUCGUCAUACGGCCACGCCCUGGCGGUGGACCCGUGGGGGGAAGUGCUGAGUGACUGUGGAGGGGAGAAGCCUGGCAUGGUGCUGGUGGAGGUGGACCUGGAGAAAAUUAGCAGAACCAGGAGGAACAUGCCGGUCCAACAGCACCGCAGAGACACUGCUUUCUACCACAGUCUGGCUCAAACAUGAGCAUAAUGAAGUUAAAGCUUCGCAUCACAAAAAACACAUUGGCUGGGAGGAAUACAGCGUGACUCAAACUAAACAAGAUGUUGUCUUUAAUUACUGUCUUGCAGAGGAGCCAAGCUGAAUGAGGUAGUGAAUUAAUGAAUGCACAGAAUUCCUCAAAGGAGUAAUCACUUUCAGCUUGUCUGAUCAGAAGCACCGCUCUUUAAGGCAAAAUGCCAGAAAACAGUCUUCAAAAUAACAGAGACUCCAGGCUAAGAUAAUAAAAACAAUAGUUUACUGUGAGGAAAGAAGCAUGCCUCCUUUUGAAAUUAGUAAUCAAUAAAUAUUGGAAAUGUUCCAACAUGAAGCGGUUGUUCUGCUCCAGAAGAGAUUCAAGUAGAACUGCAGGUCACUGCUUGUGAUUGAGGCUGAGGGAAAAAUCCUCAGCUGUAGCCUGUUUUUUAAAUUUUGAGUCAUACUGUCAUCACUGUAGGACAUAAUUUAAUUUCCACAGCCUUUUAUCGGUUCAUUAGUCAAGGAAAUGAGCUCAAGUCGUCCCAAAAGAGCCUGUGAAUGAUCUUACUCACACUGAUCAAUAGAUGGUACUAUUGGGCAGUUAGAAUGGAGGAAAUGACAAUGACUUGCAGUGAAACAUUUUGUUCUAGGUGUAUUACUGAUGAUAAAUCAACAUGUCAUAUUGAAGAGUUGUGAAAAAAAUGCACCUGUAUGAUCUUCCAUUUAUUAAAUUACAUACUAAUGUGCAGAAAGAUUAUAGGAUAAACUCAAACAUCUAAUUAUGCA
This is a messenger RNA of Acanthochromis polyacanthus (spiny chromis), 1860 nucleotides long. RefSeq names its product nitrilase 1 (gene nit1). Lineage: Eukaryota; Metazoa; Chordata; Actinopteri; Pomacentridae. The transcript has 6 exons. The record is from RefSeq and is a predicted model, not a curated record. Gene Ontology annotation, molecular function: hydrolase activity, acting on carbon-nitrogen (but not peptide) bonds, in linear amides. Bases 127 to 1083 code for a protein of 318 amino acids.